Chara braunii is the source of this 1762-nucleotide messenger RNA. Lineage: Eukaryota; Viridiplantae; Streptophyta; Charophyceae; Charales; Characeae. The record is from the annotation of a GenBank genome assembly.
GGAGAAACUAAGGGAGAGCACACACUUUGCCUAAACAGAGGAGGAGCUGGAGGAGAUCAUCAUGCGGUGCUGGAAUGCAAUGACAUCACCGCUGCAUGAUGCCGCGCUGUUCAUGGAUCCGGCGUACAGAGCGUCGCAACCAGAAACGGAUGCAGAGGUUGCUGAUGGGUUUUGGACAUGGGUUUCCUCUUGGUGCAAAGAGCCUUCGUAUGUUGAGGUCGACGCAGAGGUUUGUUCUUGGAUCGAGGGCACCGGGAGGCAUACUUGUGAAGUCGCAAGGACACAAGCUCGUCUGAUGCAGCCAGUGAGGUGGUGGAGGAAGUGGUGCAGUGACAUGCCCAUCCUCCAGAAGCAAGCCGUUCAUCUGCUUGGACAAGUGUCCGCCUCCUCUUGUUGUGAGAGGAACUGGAGCUUGUUUGAACGAAUUCAUAGCCGUCUUUGUAACAACCUCGGCGCCAUCAAGCUUAGCACACUGGUUUUCAUCAGAUGGAACCAGCGUUUGUUGGAUGCCUUGAUUAAGAAGCCGAAGACUGAUAAGGCUUCUACAAAAUGGGAAAUGGACGAACCGGUGGAAGAUCUCACACGGGAUGAGAUGGCCGCGGAUGCGCGAUUGUGGUUGGCGGAAAGACGUGGCCGGCUGCACAGAAUAGAGCCGGUUGGUGAUGCAGGUGAGAACGAUGACUCAGGCUCCGACGACUAUGACGACAUUCCCGUUCAAGCACCGCAAACGCCUGCUCCAGAGGAGGUCACAAUCCAACGUCAUCGGUUGCGCAACAAUCUGCUUGAGCUCGAGAGGGAGCUCAACAGCCUCAACGAGUCAUGGAGGAACGCCACAAAGGCUUCCAAGUUUCUGGCCCGACAACGUUUGCAUGAGUUGGAUCAGGCCACGAGGAGCAUGACUGUCGAGGGUGUGGAAGGUGGCAAUUUGGCAGGAGGUCCAGCACCAGCACAUGGCACAAGAAAGCGAGGACGGCUGCAGAAAGAGUCCGUGCAAGAGGAGGAGGCUGCAACUCAAGGGGGCACAGGUGAUGAGGAGGUUGGGGACGUGGAAGGUGGCAAUUUGGCAGGAGGUCCUGCACCCGCACAUGUCAGAAGAAAGCGGGGACGACCGCAGAAGGAGCCCGUGCAAGAGGUGGAGGAAGCAGCGCGAAAAGUGACAAGCACCGAUGAAAGUGGUGGCUGUGGUGAUGAAAAUGAUGGAAGCAGCAACGAAAGUGAUGGCAGUGGCGAUGGCCGUCACAGGAGUGGCGAUGGCCGUCACAGGAGUGGCGAUCGCGAUGGGACUGAUGGCAGUAGCGAGGAGGAUGAAAGCGAAGGUGACGAGAAAGAUGGUCAUGAGGGGAGUGGCGGCAGCGACGGGACUGAUGGCAGUGGCAAGGAGGAUGAAAGCGAAGGCGACGAGAAAGAUGGCAGUUCGUCGGAGCAGGGCGACUCUGAAUCAGAACCCUUGUACGAUUUUUGCACCUGAAUUAUCAGACAGGAUUUGAACCUGUGACCUUCAACUGAGAAGGUUGUUGCUCUAUCCAGCUGAGCUAAGAAUGCAACUCACCCAAAAGAGUCAACGCAGCCGCCACAACAGAACAAGAAGCUUAUUUUAUUUAUGUAUGCGCUCAUCCACGCGUCCCCCCGGACGCGGGGGUGGGGUUAGUGUCUUAUUGGCCGCCUGACCUGACUGUUGUUGCCUUUAAUUCAAAACAUCUAAAUCUAUAUGGUAUGGAAAUUGAAUUUGUUGAGGUUCAUAUAACAAAACAGCCAUCAAUGC